Messenger RNA from Suillus bovinus, 4476 nucleotides. RefSeq lists its product as uncharacterized. Bases 218 to 4234 code for a protein of 1338 amino acids. The transcript has 11 exons. Lineage: Eukaryota; Fungi; Basidiomycota; Agaricomycetes; Boletales; Suillaceae. The record is from RefSeq and is a predicted model, not a curated record.
GGUUGGACUGCUGCCAGCAACGUGUUCCGUAUCUGUGUGUCUUCUCAAGCUGACCAUUCUCAUAAUCCGAGCUUUGACAAGACAGCCUUUUCUCUGGGUCUGCGCACCUGCAGUUACUGGCUGAUUCUUGUCUUUUCAAUUGAUAACUUCUACAGCUCACAAUGGUCAUUGUUCCAAUCCCAUUACUCGUGGACACAGGAGCUUACACUUUUACACCAUGACCGGAGAGCCGACGCGAGUUGCUCCAGGCCAUACGAACCCCUUGCAUGACACAACAUAUCUAAUAUCUCCUGUGGAAUCUAUCGUAAACUCCUUGGAGCCUAAUUCUCUUCACUCCAACCAUGAUUUAUUAGAUGCAUAUCACACCUUCUCAAACAGAAUCAGGGCUGAAGCUCAAGAACUUCAGCAGAGCUCUGCUUUACUACCCGCCCUGGAAUUCUUCCGCCCCAAGGCACAUGCAUUUAGUCAAGCCUUAAAGCGCGACAUUGCCCUUGCGCACCUCGAUCCGUUUAUACCGCCUCGAGCCAUUAAUUCCGGAGAAUCAUCAAUUUCAGAAACCCGACAAUCGACUGCUGGUGUUGUCAACUAUGCAGGAGAAUCAUCUGCCCUUUGCCAGCAGGCCCUUUGCGCCCUGUCUGACAUUUUCAGAUUCCAUAAUUUGUAUUCCUUGUUUUCUGAUUCUGAUAUCUCGAGUCUUUUGGCCGAAAUUCUCAACAUUACACACUCUCGGCAAUUGCCAAUUUUGAACAGCGCGAAAGUAUUUUCUCUUGCGUUGUGGAUCCUGGGUUCUCAGCGCUUGCCGCAGAGUUUGUUAUUCUCACGAGCAUCAGACAUAGUCUCCGUCCUCCGCAGCACAUUGGACAUUCAACCUAAUGGACAGCAAUUCGCUCAGCAUACAGAGGACGGCCUUAAGGGCGUAUGCCACCUUUUGGCUUUCUACCCAACGACGUUCUUCGUUUAUGCAAUUCAGCAGCUACCUUUGGUCCUCUCGCACUUGCUGUGCGACUCUUAUGCCAUCCGUCUUCAAGCUGCACUGGUUCUUGGGAGAAUGGUUCUUAGUUUGUUGGACAACUCCCUUGAAGUCUCCCUUGAUCACCGCAAAGUCAUCUCGGAUUUUGUGCUAGACUUCCUGGACAAACAAUGUGCCAACACAACACAGAUCUCAGAGCUUCACCGCAUUGCUAAGGCAGCCAUAGCUGUGGAGGAGGAAUCCGAACUUGCUGAGGGACCUAUUUGGCUUUUUUCGAUGAUGUGCUCCCUCAUCAUCCUCUCCGAUCAUUGUUUAUUUUCUCACUCCAACACAUUCAAAUUUUUCAUGCGGCUUGCUGUAGUGGGCUUUGUACAUGUGAGAUCAGCGGUUCGGGGGUUGGCUCAACGCCUCUUGUCAUGCCUUGCUAUCGCAUUUACAAGAGUACCUGACGAAGACCUGCAAACAAAAGAAGCUGUCCUUCUCUACCUUGAUCGAAGACCUCGAAGUGUAGGAAUCGCAGUUGUUACAAUGCUCCUCAAUACAUCAGCCGCGCCAUCAUCGUCCUCACCUGAGCAAAUCACAUCAUUUAACGCGGUAUCUAGAGCCCUCACCAUUGUGCACGAUAUGGCACACGAUUCCGAUAAACGUGUCUCUUCGAACGGUCUUUCGCUUCUUCACAAGCUGAUGGGCGGAGUGGGAGCUCCCGCGUCCACUCCUAGCACGACUCCGAGUUCACCCACGUUACCCACGUCGUUGUUUGACGGCAGCUUGCUCACUACCAAAUGGGAUCUAUCUACGCUACGUUCCAUCUAUCACUCUCCACUCACAGAGGUGCGGCAUCUCUCGGAGGCAGAGAUUAUUCGCCAUCGAACACGUCUGCGGUCCACGUGGGUGCACCUGGCUCAGUCAUCGAUUUCAUACGAAAGUUGCUUUUCACCCAAUUUGAUCGAAAUCUGGCAUUCUCUGCUCUUAGCAGAAUCACAGCUGACCCAAGCAUACCAUCACCUCACCAUUUCGGUGGAUCUCGCGGAAGAAUCAGCACUCGUCAUCACCGGUUUUAUUCCGCAGACCCCAGAGAAUUCUGAGGAACCAAACUCCACGACAUUAACGGCGGCUGAAGGUUGUGCAUUGGCUGCUAUGACGCAACUAUGGUCCGUGAUGAAAAACGCCUUCACUCCAAAAUGCAUAUCUACUGCUGCGAAGAUCAUCCUGACGAAUUUGUUAAAGCAUGAUUUUCGUCUCAGUGACAAGAACGUACUAGAACGGUGGAGCAAGCUCUGCGCUGACCUCAUUAUCGCUGCCAUGCCUUUGUGGACCCAAGAGCUUUUUGCUAUGAGCUCCUCGCAGAUGACAGAAACCAUCACACGGCAAUUGUGGUUACUUGUGGCGCAGUCGCUGAUAUCACAAUCCGAAAUAUCUUGUUGGUUGGACAUGGUGAAACUUCUCGUCGUUCCUUUGGAGUCAUGGACGAUGUCUGACGUGGAGUUAGACGUAUGGGAUUCACUGCUGCAGAAGACCAUCACUUCUGCAAAUCAGACUUCUACAGAAUUAUCGACUGUCAUCGACGCUAUCGUUCAGGCUGUGAUACCAGUUGCAUGUGUGGACCGCAUGAUAUUUUUGCAAAUCCCUUUGUCACAUCUCUUGUCUUGUUUCAUCCCUGAUGCGAGCCUGUGUCCUCCAGAUUCUUUAUUAAGCGUAGCCAACUCUGUUUUGCAAGGCACUUACAAGACUAGUACGGAGUUGAUGAACGGCUCUCUGCAACUUCUUCAUAGCAUUCAAACAACCAUCGUGGUCUCUUCACCGAGCCGCGUGUUGCAUAUACUUGAGUCACUUCGGGCAGGACUGCAACUAUGGAUUGAAGAUAAAGAGGAGGCGUUAACGGAGAAUGAGUUCAAUCUUGUGAUCAUGCCAUUAUAUUCGGACACGCUCACUGCCCUGGAACGGCAUCCCCUCAGCCUCGACUUUUUAAAUUCAGUAGAAUUCUUUCUGGCUGCUGGGUUUUCACGCAUAAUUGCACCAGCCCUUGCACCCCUUGCGUUUGAAAGGUUUUGGAGGGCAACAUAUCAUGGGCAACAUCAAUUCUCUUCGAACAUUCCUGCCGGCGUAAUGUCAGUGUUGAAGGCGUUCACUACAGUGUUCGGGGGUGACUUAUUGGCCGGCUUCUCAUCUGACUCACAAUCAACAACAAGCUCCGACUUUCCCUCUUCCCCUAUCGGGAGAAAUCACUCGACCGCAAAACAUAUUUCUCCUGCUCUUUUCGAUGAUACACAUUGCGUGGAACACACCUUUGGCAACGCGACUCCACGAAGUGUAUCUGUGUCACCUUCUCACAGUGUAUUUACAGUACUUCUGCGUGACCCUGCAUCACCGUUUCAAGGCAACAUACUUCACAACACGCAGAACGACCCGAGCAGCGCUCAUGAAAUUCCCGCAUCAAACAUCCCUGGUUCCCAGCAGGGUAAAAUAACCCCAUCGAAUGAAAAGUCAUUUUUAAGACGCUCCUCUCGAUUGGUGAAGUCUACGCAUCAAACUAGCCAAGGGUCAAAAAGAAGCCACAAAUAUCAAGAUGCCACGCUACAAAAACGACGCCGAACAAUCUUAGGCACACAUAAAUUUUACCCGUCCCGCUUUAUAUCAGAGCCUACAACAAGUAAGGUCGUGCCCUCAGUCCCCAUCACUCGAGUAUACUCGGCUCCUGCUGAACAGAGUAAGAGGGUCUUUGAUGGCGUUGUGCUCCCGACCUUGCGUCAGGUUAUUGCCGCGGAGCGGAGUCUUGAGUUGUCAACAGGAAGUUCAGUUGAGACGUUCCAAUUCAAUGAUCCGCCCCGUUCAGUUCAGACACCUUCGAUUGCAUCUGAUGAUUCUGUUGAUUACGACAGCUGGGAGAUUCGUUACGCUGAGAUAGGCUCCUCGGAAAUGGAGGUCGACGAUUCCCUUGCCGAAGUUCCUGGGGACUCUCUAAUUGAGAAUAGCAGUCUUUCGCAAGAAGUCCUAGGAACUAUGGAUACACAAGCAGCGCCGAGGACGCAACAUCGAUCUAAAUCACAAGAAGCCAGUCAAGAUGUCGCUCAACAUCCCCCACAGUUGAGACGUUCAAAUACUGGUUCUAGUCAUCUGAAUGCAUUGCGCGAGGCGUACGCCGCGGUUGCUAGUGGAGGUUCUCAGAUACCAGUACAUGAAUUGGUUCAAGCUACUAGGCUCGUCCACCAGAUCGGUGCGGCCCUUUCUGAACAGAUGGAUAAGAAGUUUGGAGGUUCUUCAUGAUAAUGUAGGAAGAUGCAUGCUCAGUCAUGAUUUCCGGGUUUAGGGAACUAAUCGAACGCUAUCAUUAUUGCUUAUUCCUGAGACAUACUAUUAGUUACCACUUGCUCGUGCAGUCCCACAUUUCGUGCAUCCUCCAAAACCACACUUUUCCUACUACAAAUCUUCAAACUACUAUGUCUAUUUGAAUUAAUAAUACGCAAGACCAUCUUACGAGCUUAGAUGGAUGCAUUCCGACAAGAAAC